This is a messenger RNA of Plasmodium coatneyi, 2082 nucleotides long. RefSeq lists its product as uncharacterized. Bases 1 to 2082 code for a protein of 693 amino acids. The transcript has a single exon. The record is from RefSeq and is a predicted model, not a curated record. Lineage: Eukaryota; Apicomplexa; Aconoidasida; Haemosporida; Plasmodiidae.
AUGGGGGGAGGGGCACACGACAUCACCGCAACGUCGGUAGACAGUGGGGCGAUCAUAUUCCCCACCUUUGCCACUCACAGUUGUUCGCACCCGCCAGGUAGGGAAACCUCCAGUAGGGAUACGAACGAGGCUAGUAAAAAUGAUAGUGAUGAUGGAGGCGGCAAUGGAAACAUGCAUGGGAGCAGCUUCUCCAGCGAAGAAAUGAAUGUGGCGGCUUACAUGUCGGAUGACAGCACAACCAACUCAGAGAAGGCAAACAACUGGACUGGCAACGGUCAGGAAUAUGAUCGUUCCAUUUGCUCGCGCGAUAACUCCAUUGCUGCGUUAGAAAGGUCCAUAAAUAGUUCGCUACAAAAGUUGACGCAAAUGAACGGCCCGCGUUGGCGCCAUCGACCCAGUGGGGCCAAUGUAAACGGUGUUCCUAUGCAAGGGAAACCACCCAGGGGGGUCCCAAUGGUACACACAAAUGGGGAGAAAAAAACCACCGAGUGUGAAAACCCCCCCUGCUGCAGUAAGAAAAACACACAAACGUACCAUCUGCAAAGAAAAAUAAACAGAAGGAAAAACAAAAAAGAAGAUAACCACCCAGCAUUGGAAGUACAGUCAGUUAUCCGAAAUAUGGAGAAGGCAAUAAAAAACGCAGAAAUGAUACAACGUAUGAAUAGAUCCGUUUUGCAACAAAACGGUGAUGAAGAAGCAACUGAGGGAGGGAACACAACAAGGCAUACACAAGUGCAGACGGCAACGCGGCGAUAUGACGCGGUUAACAAACUGAAGGAACGUCCAAACCGUAAGGGAAUCAACUCUACGGAAGGGCAAGCGGAAUGCCAUCCACGAGAAGAACAAAAUGAUCAAAGCAGCCAUCCCAGUAAUUACAACAUGCACGUCACCAUGGAAAAAAAAAACUGUAAAAUUGGGACGUCAUCAAUGGAAAAUAAUUUUAACGCUACAUGUGGGACGUUAAACAACACGAACUGGACACUUGCACACAAUCAAGUGCAACGCCUCGUUGAACGAGGUGAACUUUUCGAACCGUCCAUGAUGGCACUUCGACAGUUAUUCCUCACCAGUGCACAAUCGGCACACGAAUGGGACGACUACCACCGCGUGGGAAGUUACCCCACGCCGUUGCGUCAUGCACACGAUGGUUGUACCGUUUCGCGAAGAAGGGAAGAGGUGUAUACAAAGGGGCUCCUCCCCUCCUGGGGGGGCAGAAACUACAAUCACAUGGUACAAAAAAACGGGGUAGACCGAACUGACCAAAUGAGCACACAUUUGGAAAGAAUGGAGUUUCCUAUCGGAGGUCCCACCAAUGUUGCAUGUCCCCACUCGUACGCCAUGCAAGAAGAGGAAAAUAUUUUGUUUCGCUUAGUAAAUGGGAGAAGCCCCAAAGGAGGUGAAGUGGAAAACCUUCUAUAUCCAGUUGGUGCGAGCUCCUCCCAUGGGUUAGAUCGCAACUGGAGAGAAGACAUACACACACGGGGCACCAACUUUCGCAGCGACUUCUCACCGAAUGGACUACCCAAUCGAUUACAGCAGGAGCAAUUCUCAUCGCAACAUGGCUGCCUUUUAAAAAAAACGUUAAAUGGAGAAGGGGUAACAACACCACAUGAUGGUCACGCAGAUGUGGACAACAAGGAAAGGACAAGUGUUCAUUCGAAAAUGAAAAAAAUUUCAAGUAAGGAAAACAAAACAACGAAUGAAUUAGGCACCAUGAAUGGGUUAGGUACCAUGAACGGGUUAGGCACGAUUCACAAGUUGGUGGAGGACAUGCAAAAUGUACAGCUCGUUAUUAAAGAAUUAACCGGUAAAAUGGUCAGUGGUUUCCACAAAAAGGUGAGCAACCGUGGGGAUGCAAACACAACUGAACAGCCCCACUCCCAGGGGAAACCAAACAAAGAGCGCGCAACGCAUGAGGUAAAUGACUCAAAUGACAAUUUGUCCUCUGGCGACGUGGAAAAGUACGAAGAAAAAAUUGCCAACCUUGUGCAGGAACUAAUGAACACUAAACUGCUCUUGGCACAGAGUGAAACAAAACGGGAGGAGGACAUUAACGAGAUGAAUCGUCGGUGUGGCAGUUAA